CCCAUUGCUAUUCAGACCACAUCGGAAGAGCAGUUCAACAAGAAGUCUGCUAGGUCACAUUUCAACAUAAUGGAGGACCUCUUUUUAAUCAAGAAGUGCCACAAAGAGUCUCUUCAGUCUCUUAUCCAUUGUGUUGAUGAGUCUAUGCACAUCUUAAAGAACCUCCGGGACGCUGGCUCCAAUCUCAAGAAGCAGGAGAAGGAGCUGACCUAUAUGAUGUUCUUGUGGUCUCUCACAUCUAAAUUUGACUCUUUUGACUCUUUCCUCAGUCUUAUGGAUGUCCUGUCUCACUCCAAACUAGAAGACACAUUCAGGCACGAGGAUUUAAACCAUGUGCGUCACUCUGGUUCUAUAGACUCAGCUCAGGCCCUUAUAGCAUCUUUUCCCUUAUCCCUCUCCUCUGCCUCCACCUCCUACAGACAUUCCAGGCCACCUAAGAAGCAGUAUAAGUGCAAUUUCUGUAUUGCCACUGGCUAUACUGAUGAUAGAUGUUUCAAUGAGGAACUAAAGAAGUCUAAGCCACACCAGGCCCACUCGGUUCAGGCCCUGAAGUCUCUGGUUCCAUCCAGUUUAGAUGGAUGGAUGACUCACUUGGCAGAUAGCAGGGUUAGCAUGGAGAGUUCUAAUAAAGAUUGCUUUGGAAGUGGUUCCUGGGAGAAUUAA
Heterobasidion irregulare TC 32-1 is the source of this 663-nucleotide messenger RNA. RefSeq lists its product as uncharacterized. The transcript has a single exon. NCBI's taxonomy places the organism in Eukaryota, Fungi, Basidiomycota, Agaricomycetes, Russulales, Bondarzewiaceae. The annotation marks the transcript as partial. The record is from RefSeq and is a predicted model, not a curated record.